AUGCCCCAUCCCAUCUCCUUCCAAACCCUAACCAAAUCCUCAACUACUCGGCUGCUGCUCCAACCUCCAAGCCUCCACGAGAUCCCGGCAAAUCCCCUCCGCCUUUCGUCACCUCUACUCUUCUCCACCUCCCUCCUCAACCCUACCAAAAACCCUCACGUCGCCGUCUCGUCAUUGCUUGACGACCUCUCCCUCCGCCACACCGCCCACACGAGGCUCCAAGCCACCACCGCCGGCCGACUCCCAUUUUUGAUUAUCCUUUCCAUGAAGCGAAGAGCAAACGAGAAAAGAAAAAAGAGGGAGGGUAAAGAUCAGCCAGGUCUCGUGGUGCUAGUAGUAGUUCCAAUCGAGGUAGUGAGAUUGGUGCAGAUCGUCAAUAUGGGCGCGGUCCUUCAACACAACUCUUCAUUGCAUGGGAACACGACACACAAGAAAGAAAAUUUGAGCGACGCUGGAAGUCUGUAA
This is a messenger RNA of Striga asiatica, 465 nucleotides long. NCBI's taxonomy places the organism in Eukaryota, Viridiplantae, Streptophyta, Magnoliopsida, Lamiales, Orobanchaceae. The record is from the annotation of a GenBank genome assembly.